Molecule: messenger RNA, 2964 nt
Organism: Acytostelium subglobosum LB1
Lineage: Eukaryota; Evosea; Eumycetozoa; Acytosteliales; Acytosteliaceae
Exons: 3
Coding region: 1-2964 (987 amino acids)
Source: RefSeq, a predicted model, not a curated record
AUGAAGAAGAAGGCAAGAGCAUCAAGGAGAUCAUUCAGAUUCAGCAGGAAUGUAACGGCACAGUCAAGACUGCCCAAGAACCCUUCAAAGAUCAACAAGAAGACGACAACAACAGAGAGCGUUAAUGCCUUGGCAGAGUAUCAGGUGGGCGCAGCAGCAUUUUAUUUCUAUCAGCACUAUGAGAUCUUCCCGCAGGGCAAGUGGUUCGAGGUGAAGGUGUUGGACGUUGGCGACGAGACCACACCCAAGCACGCGACAAACAACACCCUGCCCACCGAGCCCAAGAACAUCGACAGCGUCAAGGGACCCAAGUACAAGGUGGUCAUGUUCAACAUGAACAAGACCAAGGGUUUCUGGGUCGGUGCGGACGAGCUCAAGCGCGAGAUGGGUGUCGGUCAGGAGGUCUGGGAGUUCAGUGCUGACCCCGAGGAGGAGCAGCAACCCGUGGUCCACAGCCACCACAAUCACCACCACCACCUCCAAGGCCCACCCACUCAAACAGUCAUUCAGACACAGAUGGUCAUCAUGUCGACGGCCGGACAGGACACUGUUGGCAAGAUUGUAGAGUCAGUGCUGCAGUCAACAGAUCGUGUCAAGUUGCAGCUGUGGCUGGAGGCCAAGCUCGACACAAUGACGCCCAAUCCCAACAUCAAGUUCCCAACAUUUGUGCAGUCGACUGCCAAGACUGAGCCUGGCACAGUGGCACGCGAGUCACUCGCAUCAAUACCGGCAUUCUCAGCGGACUUUCUCAAUGUUGGAUCAAUGUCUGUGGUGGCCAAGCAGAAGUGCUUCUUUGAAUACAUCUCAUCGAUCUUUGAGGAAAAGGACUUCAUAUCGAACUACAACUCGAUCUUUGGCAGCUGUCAGUACAUCUCAGACAUCAAUGACAGGUCCAUCAUCACACUUCUCUUUGACAAUGUUCUAAAGGCUGCCGAACAAACAGUCACAACACUCCUAACAAAGGACAUUAUCAUCAAGAAGGCACCAUCAAGCAUCACUUCCACGAUCAAAGAGAAGCCAGCGAUCACAUAUCCCCAUCCACAUCCACAUCCACAGCCUCAGAUAUCUCAAACUGCAACAACAACUAUGAGAGCGACACAAAUGCCCAACAACAAAACAAACAUCACAACUCCUGCCGUAGGGACGCCGCAGGCAACUCAGACAAGACCACAACAACCACAACCACAACAACAACCUCCUCAGAGUAAACCAAUGGCAACAACAACGACGACUACAACUCAGCCAGCUCCAGCUCCAUCACCAACGGUCCCUGCACCCUCUUCGACUCCAGUAGCAACGCCACCAGCACCAGGUGGUGCUACCCCUGUACUAUCCAAACAACCUGCAGUAACAUCAACAACUUCUACAACACAAACGACGACUACUGGCACAGCAACAAUUACACAGACAUUGGCCAAGCCAAUGGCCACGACCACGACGACACAACAAGUUACAACAGCACCAGCAGCACCAGCAGCAGCUAAGCCAAUGGCAACUACGACGACACAGCCAUCAGCAUCAGCAGCAGCAGCAGCGCCAAUGAUAUCAAAACCAAGUCCGAACUCGGUUCCUCCCACAACAGCGACAACAGCAGCACCAAGACCCAUUGGUGCUACUGCACAACCUCCAACUCCACAGCCACCACCUCCAACCACUCCAUCCACAUUAAAGAGCAGUCCACAGCCUAUUACGAGCCAACCCAAGGCAGCAGCUCUGACGACCAACACCAACAUAGCCGCGACAACAUCAACGACAACAACAGCACCAACACUAUCAUCAUCUUCACAACCUCUACCAGCAUCAUCAUCGAUCCAGAAGCAACCAGCUAAACCAGCUGGUACUACUCAACCGCCACCUGCACCAGCAGGUGCCUCAACGCAGAAGCCAAUUGCUGCCUCUCCAUCCCAACAACCACCACCAUCAAUAUCAACGCCAACUACACCAAUGCCGACAUCAUCCCCUGUUUCAAAACAACAUUCAACUGGCACACCAGCAAUGCCCAACACUGCGCCAGUCAAGAAGGGAACUAUUCAAGGGCCACAGGUGAUCAUAAAUGCAGCUGGUCAAAAGAUAUACACCUGUCCAUGUUGCAUUCACAAGAACCCACCAAAGGUACCUCCACCCUCAAACAUUCAGCAACAGGUGGCCAAGCCAAGGCCAGCCACAUCAACAACGCCUGGCGCACCUACAACAACAGCACCUGGCACGGUCAAGCCACCAGCACCAGCAGCAAGUCCACAGACCCCUCAGACCACUUCAUCAAAGGUUGCACCGACUCAGCAGACUACGACAGGUGCAGCUGUAGCACGUCCCCAGACAGGACCAACGACUGGCACUGGCCCAAGCACUGUUCCAUCGGCAAUGUCCAAGGGUCCUCCAACACCAGUAGGACAACCGACAAUGGUGUCAAAGCCAAUGGCAAAGCCAUCCUCCUCCAUAACCACAGCAGCUCCUUUGGCCAAUGGACAAGGAACGACCCCUAUCCCGAUCAAGACACAACCUGGCUCAUCCACAACCGCGACUACACCUACACCUCCUUCAUCUUCCACCAUCACAUCCUCAUCUACGCCACCUGUAAAAACCCUUAACACUACAACAACAUCGACAACAAUAGCGACGUCCAACAACAACAACGCCGCCACAACCACCACCACUCAUGUAUAUCCACACGCUGGCACAUCCACAACCUUCAAUAUCCUCUUCAAUCCAGAGAAGAGCCACGCACCAUAUAAGCUAUUCAUUGGUAAACGAGAACUGCUACUAGAGUGCAGGCGACUACUCCGUCUACAAUGUUCAAGGAUCAGUGACCUCAACAAGCAGAACAUUGAAAGCGAGAAGGAUACGAUAGAGGUGAUCAAUCGAAUGAAGGAACUCAUCAAAGAACUCUCGGACUACAAGUUCCUGUUGCUAGAGACUGCAUCUGAGCGCUACACAAUAUUCAAGCAAUCGAUUGGAAUUGAAUAA